UUUGAUUACAUUACAUCCAUAUAUGUUGUCUUGCCUGUACCUGUACUCUUUCUUCUUCGUCCCCAAUUUUCAAAUCCCAACCAUCCAUCCAUCCUGAAACUCAUCAAUUCAAUUCUCACAUUCAUACAAAUCAUCUAUGGAGGACACAGAAGAAGAAGUACUGCUCAGUGAUGAUCAGAAACUCGAUAUUGCCAAAUGGUUUCUCCUCAACUCUCCACCUGGUGAAAUCCAAUACGUUGCCAAAGACCUCAAGUCACUUCUCAACGAUGAGGAUGUCUAUCGAAGAGCGGCUGCAGAAGCCUUUCCUCUUUACAACAAAUCGAAUAUCAUUUGUCUCCACUUUCCAAAUCGAAGCGGUGAGGUGCUGGUAUCGUCGUUUAGUGAGAUUAGUGAGGAUGAGUAUCUUGAUCCUAGGACUGCACAGGUGGGAAAGGUUGACCAUGUCCGGCAAAUUUGUACAACAAUGAGACCAGCUACAGACGAAGAGCUUCCAUCCCCUUACAUAGAAGAGUAUCGAUGUGCUUUGGAUGCUGAAAUUUCCAAGUAUGUUGAAGAGGCUUAUCCAAAAGGCGUCUUUUCAGUUUACUGUACAAAUGGAAAAGAUGCUGAAGAUUGUGGGUCCGAUUUUGAGCUUGUUGUGGUGAUUACAGCCACUCGACAUAGUCCACAGAAUUUUUGUAAUGGAAGUUGGGUCUCAAUAUGGAACAUCGAGUUUAAGGAUGAACUGCAAACUGUGGAAGUCAGAGGAAAAUUGCAGGUGACUGCUCAUUAUUUUGAAGAAGGGAAUGUUCAGCUAGACGCGAAGCAUGAAUGCAGGGAUUCAACUAUCUUUCAGUCACCAGAUGAUUCUGCUGAUUCAUUGAUGAACAUUAUUCGCCACCAUGAAACAGAAUACCUGACUUCCCUGCAGGCGUCUUAUUCUAACUUGCCAGAUUCCACAUUCAAGGAGCUGAGAAGGAAGCUGCCUGUUACUCGUACAUUGUUCCCAUGGCACAGCACCCUGCAAUUUAGCCUCACAAGAGAUCUCGAAAAAGAACUUGGAAUUGAAAAAUAGGUGAUUUUCUUCAAAACCUAUCAUGACAUACAUUCUUUGAGCCUGAAUCUGAUAAGUGUGAGGGGAAAGCUGUCGUUACUUGGUCUAGAUUGUUCCCUGAAACCGUUGCCUGUUGCUGGAUGAUUCAUUGUUUUGCUUUACUUUAAUCAUUUGCCUGUGUUCAUAUCGUUUGGCUCCAUCACUCCAAACAUUGAGUAAGAAAUGAUCAUUUGUUAUGCACAUGUUGUUUAGAUACUCCGGAUGACUCAGUGUUUUGUUGUAAGAAAAUGUCAUGUAACAUUCAUAUUCAUUAUACUUCUAUAAAAUUUCUUUUAUGGUAA
This is a messenger RNA of Helianthus annuus (common sunflower), 1374 nucleotides long. Its product is annotated as F-actin-capping protein subunit alpha. The record is from RefSeq and is a predicted model, not a curated record. Gene Ontology annotation, molecular function: actin filament binding. The coding region runs from base 137 to 1054 and encodes 305 amino acids. Lineage: Eukaryota; Viridiplantae; Streptophyta; Magnoliopsida; Asterales; Asteraceae. Gene Ontology annotation, cellular component: F-actin capping protein complex; actin cortical patch. The transcript has 10 exons. Gene Ontology annotation, biological process: actin cytoskeleton organization; barbed-end actin filament capping.